This is a messenger RNA of Gregarina niphandrodes, 3138 nucleotides long. RefSeq names its product putative anonymous antigen-1. Lineage: Eukaryota; Apicomplexa; Conoidasida; Eugregarinorida; Gregarinidae. The transcript has a single exon. The coding region runs from base 1 to 3138 and encodes 1045 amino acids. The record is from RefSeq and is a predicted model, not a curated record.
AUGCUCGCUGCGGACGGACCGGACUUUGCCGCCGACCCGAUGGCGGCAAAGGAGAUGCUUGCUCUCAUGGCCGCGGUGGCUGAACCGGAAGGUCAGGCGCGCGCUCUAGGUGGCGAAAAGUUGGUCACGAAUUUCCUGGACACCUGUGUGGCACUCGCUGCGAGCCAGGCGGGCACUCCGGAGGCGGAAGAGAUGAAGCUGCUGGUAGAGCAGAUCCGGCAGGCUAUCGCCGACGACCAGCCUGAGGUACUGACUCUGGAAAAGGUUUAUGGCAAGUGGAGCGACAAGAAGGCAGCGGGUGAGGAACUUGGUGUGGGUGAGAACCCGGUGGUGGUGCAGCACUUGCAGUUCGUGCUGGAUUACACAGAGGAGUAUGGCAAGGAGCCGCUCGCUGACGUGGCCUCGGGUCUAGGACUCGAGUUCUCGUUUGGCUGUAAGUGCUUCCAGCUGCUCUAUGAGUUGGAGCCCAACUGUGCGCCACUAAACGAGAGAAACGUGUGUCAGCUGCUCUUGACCUCGGCGGCCCGUCAGAAGAACGACUUUGCGGGCCAGUGCGCGGUCGAGGCGGCGAAUGACGCUGUGCAGUACCCGGAAAAUGCAGAGGUGUGGGCACAGGAGGCGCAGACGGCCGUGAUCGUGGCUGACGUCCUGAACCGCGGCCGCCAGAUCCGGACUGAGAACGAGACCCGCGAACAGAUGCUCGCCACAAGGUUGCAGUUAGCUGAACGGGUUGCCAUGACACGCACCUACUUCAACAACACCGAGUGCAUGAACGCCCUCGUCGGGCUGUGGGACGACUACGACGGUGGGAAAUAUUCCGUCGACUUGCUGAAGCAGGUGUUUAAGACCAUGCGGCGCAUCAUCAAUGACCACUGGGUGGCCGUGUUGCUUAAGAACAAUGUGCCGCAGCGAUUGAUCGAUGUGAUCAACGACAAACAGGCACGCGUCGACCUUCUGCCCGACGUGCUCUUUCUCCUGGCUGCACUUGCCGUAGUCCCUGAGAUCAAGACCCUUGUAGGAGAACUUAAGGGAGUGGAAGCAUGUCUGGACCUGCUCGUGCGCUCUAUGAAGAAUCCCGACCAUGCCGCGGUCAGUCCCGUGUUGACUAACGACUGUCUUGCAUUGUCAGCUAUUACGCUCGGACACGGCUCGAACCUACAGCGAUUCAUUAACACAAAAGGCGUCGAGCUCAACAUACAAGCCAUGAGCCAGACUCAAAAUAACGGAAAGCUCGACUUUGACGUGGCAAAUGCGGCAAGUCUGCUCAUGUGCAACACCUGCUUCAAGCGAGACGAAUUAAAGGAACUGUAUGGGAAACUGAAGGCUUGUGAAGCUGUUAUGAAGGCCAUCAAUCAGUACGACGGCUCGGAAGACGUGAAGGCCUUCCGUUGCAUCUCCACUAUGUUCAAGGCGAUCGGCAACCUGGCGUUAUGGACGCCGAAUGUGGACAUCUUUAUGGCCGGCAAGAUCCACCAGACGUUCGCACAUCUCUAUCAGAAGUCAGACCGGUUACCGGACAGCCUGGUGGAAAGCUCGCUGCGUACGUUGAGCAAUCUGGCGAUGGAGAACACGACGACGAACAUGGUUUCCUUUGGCAUCACGCUGCCGCCGAUUCUUUACAUGCUUAAGCAAGAGCAGCGCUGCAGCAUCCGCAUGUUUACUUUGGCUUUCGACGUGUUGGGUGCUCUCUGUCGUCACCCCGACAACUCCAAGCGCUUCCUGCAAGAAGGUGGUAUUCCCACCUGUCUGCGGAUCCUCAACUCCUACUCGGACGCCUAUAUGUACGCCAAUGGCAUCCACGUGCUCGGCAUCCAGACCACCAACCCUGCGUCCGUGCCCGAGUUGGUGCGAAAUGGUGUAUUUAACUUCCUGACCUCCGUCCUUGAAAACCAGGCGAGUGCAGAAGAGCCGAACACGGACCUCGCGGUCAGUGGUUGCCGGUGCAUCCGCAGGUUGUUAGUCUCCAAAGACAACGGGAACAAGUUCAUUUCUGCAGGUGGUGUGGUACAGGUUGUGGCUUUGAUGAAGUCCAUGCCUUCUGAGCACACCAUGGUUCACCUGGAGUGCCAUCGCACACUGAUCAACAUGCUAGCAUUGUUCCCGCCUCCCGCGCCGGUGGCGGCUCCGGCCGCCAAGAACGGGCCAGUCGACGACUGGGAAGACGAAGUCGCCGACGAAGGUGUCCUGCCCACAGUGGAAACCAUCCAAAGACCCGGAGGUCCUCGUUCGUGGGAGAGCAUCGAGAUGGAUGCGGAGUCGAUCAAGGCCGCCAUUUACGCUUGUGCCCGUCUCUUGGAGCGCGAGGAGGCGUUACGUCAGAACCGGUUGCUUAGAGGAGCCGUGGGUGUGCUGGCAUACUUCGCGUGUGAAAAGAUCCCGGGCAUCGUGGACUGUUUCUACGACGGGAACGUGACGGCCUCGCUCGCCCUGGUCUUCACUCAACAGGACGUGGACGACGAUGUGGUAAAGUCCUGUUGCUACAUCAUCAACAACGUCGCCUACGCUUCGGAGCCGGAGAAGUAUCUGCAGCUCCGCAAGGAUCGGGACAUGCGGAGGAACCUUGAUGUCGCCAAUCAGAAGCUCGGCAGCGGUGCCAAGCCUUUCUGUGAACUAACACUUAAGCUCUUGAACGAGCGGUCUGCAGACCCCUCGAGAUUCGAGAUUCAUCAGCAGUGGACGUACCCACUAGAGAUUACCCAGUGGAACAAGGACAAGUAUCCCAAUGGCGUCCAGGAUCUACCAAACGAGUGGAAGGAAGAACUCAGAGCCGGAGGCAAGCUCAAAACCAUUACCAGCGGAAAGGAAAAGGAAGUACUACAUUGGAAGUCGUCAAUGGAUCUAGAAUGCCUGCAGUGGAGAAUCGACCCCAAGGAAGGACCAUACAAACAUAGCAUCGCCAUCUCCCGCGUCUGUUCCAUUGCUCGAGGACUCAGAUCCACCACUCUUCAACACGCACACGAAAUCGGGUCACCCACAUCCAAGCCGAGAGAAGGGGAAUCCAUCGUACUCAGAGGACUCCCUUGCGAAGACUUCCCCGAUGGAGUAGAAAUCAACAUACUGUGCGGCACCAAGAGAUCAAGGGACAAAUUCUUCGAACUGAUCACGGAAUGGAGAGAAGCUGCCGCGUUUGGAUUCUAA